This is a messenger RNA of Podospora anserina S mat+, 5676 nucleotides long. RefSeq lists its product as uncharacterized. Lineage: Eukaryota; Fungi; Ascomycota; Sordariomycetes; Sordariales; Podosporaceae. Gene Ontology annotation, cellular component: anaphase-promoting complex. The annotation marks the transcript as partial. Gene Ontology annotation, biological process: protein K11-linked ubiquitination; anaphase-promoting complex-dependent catabolic process; metaphase/anaphase transition of mitotic cell cycle. The record is from RefSeq and is a predicted model, not a curated record. Gene Ontology annotation, molecular function: molecular adaptor activity. The transcript has a single exon.
AUGGCCUCGAUUGCUUCACUCGGGGUGCAUCAGCCCACCGGCUUGCGACACGCCAUUCAAGAAGGGAUACUCGACCCCGACCCGCCUCCAUCUACCUACACGUGGGACAUCAGCCUUAGCAAGGAGGGUGACAACGAAUAUGAGGAUGAAUUGCUCACGACGAAGAACUGUGUGCUCUGGUCCCGCGGCGGGGUCUUUCGAAAGAGCUUCAAAUUCGACCUCGAAAACGAACCUAUCGCCCAAGCCCUCCUAGCCAACUUCCCUGCCUCGGCCGAACACCAGUCUAGAGAUAACGACAAGCAAAAGAAGAAGGCCCUCGAAAAGCCCAACCUCUCGAAAGCUCUCGUCGUCUUCCUCAAGACCCAGGCGCACAUCUACUUCCUCUCCGGUGCCAGCCAUGUCGUCCACAUGCCCUUCGAAGUCGAGUCUGCCUGCGCAGCACCAUGUGGUGUCAUCAUUCAACGCAAGCCACGGGCGAACAAUACAGCUCCGGUUUCGUUGCGUCUCCCGAAAGUACCGCCCAACUCCUUCGUGUCGUUCCAGCCGCCGCCAUCGUCGUCUAAUACCCAACGAGGGCCCGAGUUCUCGACCGAGGGGUUGGGCAACCCGAAAGUACUGCCCCUCCGACUCAGCUCGACACUGGAAAAUAUGUGGCAACCUCCUAUGGAAACAAGUGAAAGUCAUUGGCCUCGGCUUGUUUGCCUGACGGAUCCGUUGUUGGAAAUCGGACUGGUGGUGACACAGCAAGAUCGGACGAAGCCUCCAAGGGGUCGGAGGGGUUCGACCGGGCCCCUGUUUCUCAGUCCUGCCGAAGAAAUGCUUCACAUAGAGUCUGUCAAGCUCCCGAAUCUACCGGCAUCGGAAGCUGGGGGCUUGCAUAUUGCCGUUACCGUUAACCGCGAAGCCGGCAUGUACACAGUUUGGCGACUGACCUAUCUAGAGAAUGAGGACCCAUUUCUGAGCAAAAAGAAAAAGAGGAGAACAUCAUCUUCGCGGCGACGGAGUUCUAUGGCUCCAGGCCUGCCAAGCGGAGCUGCCACCCCGAUUCACCCGUCCAUGAGAGAGAGCUUUGGUGCACCACUUCCAGGCAAAAGAACCAGGAAGAGCGUUAGGAUCGAGGAAAACGAAAAGGCCUUGGACAAUGCUCUCAACUCUUUGGAUCCGGACAAGCGCAACGAUGCUACUCGGAGGCAGUCACGCCGAGUAAGCUCUCUGUUGGCUCGUGCUGAUCUGUCUGCAUCUCAAGAUCGAGCAACCUUCACCGAACAGUCAAGCAGGAGGCUAGACUCCCAGGGGAGCCAGCGUGCUCGCAUGAGUAGUGGAUAUGCCGGUUCAAUAUUCAGUGGCAGCUUCAGCGGCAAUCGAGACUUGAACAGCCUCCAUGAAGCGCCGGUGGAUAACCUGCUGGACGAGCUUCGUGCUGGUGGUGAUUUUGAGGGGUUUCAUAGUAUGGGUCUGGAGGAUCACAACUUUGAUGGACUGACACGGGAGAUGAUGCUUACCAAGAUCCACAGCUUCAGCAUGGACAACGCCAACCUGCGAUACUCUCUAUCGGACAAGCCUGCCAGGACACACUCCAAGGUCUUUAUACUUGCUAGCCCUCCUACUGCCACGGAUGAGCAAGGGCGCGCCAUGCUUCUUGUUGGUAUCCAGGACCCUGUCGACAGGAGACUCCAGCUUCUGACCCUCCAUGUCGAUAUUCGUGACGAGAAGAUCACAGCAAAAAGUGCCAUGAAAAGUUUCUCAAACCCAAGCAGCCUCACUAUUGUUCCCGGUGAGCCCCGGAGGGUUCAAAGCGUGGUCGAUUCAUGCAAACUAUCCGACGGGCAUGAGACCAUCAUGAUCUUGUCUGAAGACACCUCCGGCGGAAGAGAGCUCAGCCUGCAGUCCCCUUGGGGCAAAGUAACGACUGUAACAUUACCAUUGUUAUUUUCUGACAACCUGCACAGCCUCGAUUACGCAGGCAGCCACAAGGUCAACAAAGAGGUUCGAGGCAGGCGGUCGAUGGGCAUUGGCAUGGCCUGCACUCAGAUAGAUUCCGUCUGUCACUCAAACUCGCGUGGUGUGGUUGACCUUCGAGACAAGGACGGCAGGUUUCAUCGAGUGAGAAUCCAGUUGCAGCCUUCAUCGCCUCAAAUACGUCGCGUCCUGGAUACUUGCCGGAGUGUCCUACCUACUUCUUAUGCCGACAAGCUACUGGCAGGGUGGUGGCACAUCAUGCAGUGGCUUCAGAGCGGGCGUGUUCGGGGUCUAAGCCGCCCCAUAGUGGACAAGGAAUGGACAGCACUCGUUAUACUGCUCUUUUCCAGCUUCCUCGCCUUGCGGCACAACAGUGAGACUUCCCUCAGGAGCUAUGGGGAGGGCGCAGCACAACCCCCAUGCCCGAAGAGCUGGGACACGAUGCGCGUAUACGAAAACCCCAGCUCAUCAGCGUGCCCGCCUUGGACUCGCACCAAAGCAUGGCGGUGGCUUCUUGAUACUCCAGUCUUUGAACCGGCCCCCGUGACUGCCGAAUCAGGCCCUCGUCCACCGAGCUUCCUUGCUAUUCACAUCGAACUAGCGCAGAAAUGGAUGGCGUCUUCUGGCGGCGUGCUGGCUUUUGGCUUUGAUGGAUACCUUCCCACGGCUCUCGGCAGAGGUAGCCCUGGACGCAGUAAUGCAGCAUGGAGUAUGAUGAUGGCGCUCCAUCUUUUCCUCGAGGAACAGAAACUGAACAUUCUGUCUCCCGAGGAUACGAUACACGGCCAGGUCGAUUUGAGGACAGCGCUCUGCCAGGUCUCUAGGUGGCUCGGCUGGCAGAGGCACGAAGCCAUUUAUGCGCUGGGCAUAGACGUGGAUCUGGAAUCAGUACAUGAUCUGGUUCCUACUCUCGCGGCCGAGGUAGUUGAACCGCCGACCUGCUUUUGCGUGCUGAGCUGGAUUCAGGACCAUCUUGCAUACGGUAAGGGGGGCGAGUUCCCGACAUUGCCUCUCGUCUACUCCACUGGCUGUCCAGAUGCAGUUUCUGGAAAGUCAAGAUCGCAGCUCUGGUCAUCCUUAACACCUCGAUCGCUCAUGUUUGCCAAGUUCUUUGGUCUUCUUGGCACCACAACGAACCGGUACGAAGUGGUUGUGGCCAUGUAUGAGGCUCGUUUCACAUCACAAAUUCUCGAAACAUUACCGGAGGCAGUUCUCACGCCUUUACAGGACAUUAUAUUCAUGUGUCAACCAAACCCACCGCCUUCUUGGUCCAAGGAGCUACUCUCUCUAGUGAGUCGGACUGACAUCAGCACUGUCUUGCGGCCAUCAAAGACAUGGCGACCACUUGGGGCUGAGAUCAAUGUGAGUGUUCGGUUCAUAGUUGUGCUAUUAUCUACUAACAUGCCCCAGGCCCCAUCACACGCUGCGAAAUGGGAUGUGCGAAUGCUGUGUCAGCACCUUGACGACUUCCACGACCGCGCAGAGGAGACAGAGGCCACAGAACGCCAGGCCGUGGUGCGCUCCUUGUUUAGAGAAGACAGACGGCUCAAUGAGGCUCAGAAUCUCUUAUCAACAUCCAAGCACCGCGUCGUCCGCCUCAACCCCAAGCCGGGCACAACGGAGCCAGAGUAUCUCGAGCAACAAAAGCAGCUUGUCGCUACUGUGGCGACGAGUACCCUUGCCAUACCAGCAGGCAGGGGCCUCUUGUACUUUGCUCUUCGCUUUCCACUUCUUACUCAAAAAUAUCAGAUCAACGGAUUUCAGCUCACAUGUGUCGUCCAGCCGAUUAACAACUCGGUCGGCGUGGACAAGGCCAUGUUUACUGAGGAAAAGAUUAACUGGGCCUUCUUCCACCAGGGCGUCUCGGGUGGACUUGCCAUCUCACCUCAUGCAAAAGGCAUUGACACAUCGUGGAUUCUGUACAACAAGCCGGGGUCAGAUUUGAACAAUCGACAUGCCGGAUUUCUGCUCGCCCUCGGCCUGAACGGUCAUCUCAAGUCGGUCGCCAAGUGGGUUGCGUUCAAGUACCUCACACCCAAGCAUACUAUGACAUCCAUUGGCCUACUUCUCGGCCUGGCAGCCUCGUAUCUGGGGACCAUGGACUCGCUGAUCACGCGCCUUCUGUCGGUGCACGUCACUCGUAUGCUGCCGAGAGGGGCUGCCGAGCUCAACUUGUCGCAACACACCCAAACCACUGGCAUCAUGGGCAUUGGGCUUCUUUACUGCAACAGCCAACACCGCCGCAUGAGCGAGAUCAUGAUGUCGGAAAUCGAGUAUCUCGAGGAUGGAGAGGAGGAGAACCCACUUCGCGACGAAGGCUAUCGUCUGGCUGCCGGCUUUGCUUUGGGCUUCAUCAACCUCGGCAAAGGAGGCGACCUGAAGGGGCUGAGAGAUAUGCGCUUGACGGAAAAGCUCCUGACAAUCGCCACGUCCACCAAGCGCGUGGAGCUGGCUCAUGUCUUGGACCGUGCCGCUGCUGGCGCUGUGAUGGCUAUUGCCCUCAUUUUCAUGAAGUCGGAGGAUCAUAUUGUUGCACGCAAGAUUGAUGUUCCUGACACAACGUUGCAGUUUGACUAUGUCCGGCCUGAUGUUUUGCUUUUGAGGACGGUGGCGAAGAAUGUUAUUCUUUGGAAGGAGAUCAAACCUACCUUUGACUGGAUCAAGAGCAGUUUGCCUUCUAUUUAUCAUUCACGGGCACGUCUGAGCAGCACUCGGAAGCUUCAAAGCAGGGACAUGUCUUUUUUCUCCAUCUUGGCUGGCAUUUGCUUUUCGCUGGGCCUUCGGUUCGCCGGCUCGGCGAAUAUCCAAGUUCGGGAUCUGCUUGUUCACUACCUCGACGAGUUUGUACGGAUCGUUAGAAGCCCGGUGACGAACUUUGACGCGGAGCUAGCUCGCAGCAACGCGAGGAUGUGUAUGGAUCUGGUGGCGCUGUCUUGCGCCACGGUGAUGGCCGGGACGGGGGACAUCACUGUGCUCCGUCGUUUGAGAGGUCUGCACGGUCGAGACGACAAGAGCACCACGUACGGAAGCCACAUGGCUGCUCACCUGGCGAUUGGCGCUCUGUUUUUGGGGUGCGGAACCGCCACGUUUGGGACGAGUAACCUUGCCACUGCUGCUCUCCUGGUCGCUUUUUACCCGCUGUUUCCUGCCAACGUCCAAGACAAUCGGGCGCAUCUGCAGGCGUUUCGUCACUUUUGGGUUCUGGCUACGGAACCCCGGUGUUUGGUUGCGAAGGAUUUGGCUACCGGUCAGCCGAUGAACACGCCGAUUAAUAUCCAUUUGAAACCGGGGUCUGCGACGGCUGUGGCGGCGGCGUCGCAGACGGGGAGUGAUGCGACAGAUCCGGAGGUUGUUAUCCUCCGGCGGCAGACUCCUUGCUUGCUUCCGCCGCUAGAUGAUGUCCUACGUGUUGCCACGGACGCUGGUGGACUGGGUUGUUGGGAUUUGACGAUUGAUUUUCAAAAUCAGCCCAGUCUGGCGGAUGAGUUUAGGAACAACCAGAGUGUUUAUUUGCGGAGGAGACCGGCGCAUGAGGGGACUUUCCCGGCGACGUUGCGCGCGCUGGGGAGUAGCGAGGUUGUUGACAAGGGGUUGGGUGGGAGGGAUCCGAUGGAGUGGGUUUUCGAGUUGCAGGCGCUGCGGGAUUUGACGCACGCGGAGAGGGGGUUGGUGCUUGAUCGGUUGGGGAGUAGUGGUGGGGGGGUGGGCGAGGGGCUU